Physeter macrocephalus (sperm whale) is the source of this 2165-nucleotide messenger RNA. RefSeq names its product acyl-CoA oxidase 1 (gene ACOX1). Gene Ontology annotation, cellular component: peroxisome. Gene Ontology annotation, molecular function: FAD binding; fatty acid binding. The transcript has 14 exons. The coding region runs from base 237 to 2018 and encodes 593 amino acids. NCBI's taxonomy places the organism in Eukaryota, Metazoa, Chordata, Mammalia, Artiodactyla, Physeteridae. The record is from RefSeq and is a predicted model, not a curated record. Gene Ontology annotation, biological process: very long-chain fatty acid metabolic process; lipid homeostasis; fatty acid beta-oxidation using acyl-CoA oxidase.
CCAGACUUCCACCAUGAGGACUUGAAUUUCCUCAGUCGUAGCCAGCGUUACGAGGUGGCUGUUAGGAAGAGUGCUACCAUGGUGGAGAAGAUGAGGAAGUUUAACAUCGCAGACCCUUCUGAAAUCAUGUGGUUUAAAAAACUACAUUUGGUCAAUUUUGUGGAACCUGUGGGCCUCAAUUACUCCAUGUUUAUUCCUACCUUGCUGAAUCAGGGCACCACUGCUCAGCAAGAGAAAUGGCUGCUUUCAUCCAAAGGACUCGAGAUAAUUGGCACCUACGCCCAGACGGAAAUGGGCCACGCUUUGUGCACCGAGGGCAGUCUGGGCCUCUGGAUCUUCACUUGGGCAUGUUCCUGCCCACCUUGCUUCACCAGGCAACCGAGGAACAGCAGGAGCGCUUCUUCGUGCCCGCCUGGAACUUGGAGAUCAUUGGCACUUAUGCCCAGACAGAGAUGGGUCAUGGAACUCAUCUUCGAGGCUUGGAAACCACAGCCACUUAUGACCCUGAAACCCAGGAGUUCAUUCUUAAUAGUCCUACUGUGACCUCCAUCAAGUGGUGGCCUGGUGGGCUUGGAAAGACAUCAAAUCAUGCGAUAGUACUCGCCCAACUCAUCACUCAGGGGAAAUGCUAUGGAUUACAUGCCUUCAUUGUACCUAUUCGUGAACUUGGGACCCAUAAGCCUUUACCAGGUAUUACUGUUGGAGACAUUGGCCCCAAAUUUGGCUAUGAUGAGAUGGAUAACGGCUACCUGAAGAUGGACAAUUAUCGCAUUCCCAGGGAAAACAUGCUGAUGAAGCACGCUCAGGUGAAGCCUGAUGGCACAUACGUGAAACCCCUGAGUAACAAGCUGACCUACGGGACCAUGGUGUUUAUCAGGUCCUUCCUUGUGGGAGAAUCUGCUCGGUGUCUGUCUAAGGCAUGCACCAUUGCCAUCCGAUACAGUGCCGUGAGGCAUCAGUCUGAAAUCAAGCCAGGUGAACCAGAACCACAGAUUUUGGAUUAUCAAACCCAGCAGUAUAAACUCUUUCCCCUCCUGGCCACUGCCUAUGCCUUCCAGUUUGUAGGCGCAUACAUGAAAGAGACCUAUCAUCGGAUUAAUGAAGACAUCAGCCAAGGGGACCUGAGUGAGCUGCCUGAGCUUCACGCCCUCACUGCCGGGCUGAAGGCUUUCACGUCCUGGACGACUAACACUGGUAUUGAAGCGUGUCGGAUGGCUUGUGGCGGGCAUGGCUAUUCUCACUGCAGUGGACUUCCAAAUAUUUACGUCAAUUUUACCCCAACCUGCACCUUCGAGGGAGAAAACACUGUCAUGAUGCUACAGACGGCCAGGUUCCUGAUGAAAAGUUAUGACCAGGUGCACUCAGGCAAGUUGGUGUGUGGCAUGGUGUCCUACUUGAAUGACCUGCCCAGCCAGCACAUCCAGCCACAGCAGGUGGCCGUCUGGCCAACCGUGGUGGAUAUCAACAGCCCUGACAGCCUGACAGAAGCGUACAAGCUUCGUGCGGCCAGAUUAGUAGAAAUUGCUGCGAAAAACCUUCAAACUGAAGUGAUUCACAGAAAAAGCAGGGAGGUAGCAUGGAACCUAACUUCCGUUGACCUCGUUCAAGCAAGUGAGGCACAUUGCCACUAUGUGGCAGUUAAGCUCUUCUCAGAAAAACUCCUCCAAAUUCAAGAGAAAUCCAUCCAAGCCGUCUUAAGGAAUUUGUGUCUCCUGUAUUGUCUGUAUGGAAUCAGUCGGAACGCAGGGGAUUUUCUUCAGGGGAGCAUCAUGACAGAGUCUCAAAUCACCCAAGUGAACGAGCGCAUAAAGGAGUUACUGACUGUGAUUCGCCCUGACGCUGUUGCUCUGGUUGAUGCAUUUGAUUUUCAGGAUGUGACACUGGGCUCUGUGCUUGGCCGCUAUGAUGGGAAUGUGUACGAAAACUUGUUUGAAUGGGCCAAGAAGUCCCCACUGAACAAAACAGAGGUCCAUGAAUCUUACCACAAGCACCUAAAGUCACUGCAGUCCAAGCUCUGAAGUGGCUUGAGGAUAAGUUCAAUCUGCUCCCAAAAGUAACUGUACUCUACUCCCCUUCUACCUGUCACACAGAUUUGCGUGGAAUCUUUAUCAAAUUUAGAAAAGCUAGAGCAAAUGAUAAAUUGACCCUUUUCUCUUUUUAUAAAU